This is a messenger RNA of Adelges cooleyi (spruce gall adelgid), 1810 nucleotides long. RefSeq lists its product as uncharacterized. The coding region runs from base 142 to 1518 and encodes 458 amino acids. The record is from RefSeq and is a predicted model, not a curated record. NCBI's taxonomy places the organism in Eukaryota, Metazoa, Arthropoda, Insecta, Hemiptera, Adelgidae. The transcript is spliced from 3 exons.
UACUGAUUAUAAAAAUAUUCAACAGGUCAAAGGUAAAAGAGGUAACAAAUAAUAAUUAAUACUAACAAAUAGUAGUGGUAAUAGUAGGUUAAUCUAGAAUCAAAUAUUAACAUUGUUAUAGUUAAGGUAAACUAUGUUAAAAUGAGUGUGUUAAUAUUGUACAGUAUAGUUUUUUUACUGAUUUUCAACGUCGACUGUCAAUUGCAUUAUGCAUUCGACGAUGAUGGACCAACGUUAUCGGAGGCUGAUGAACGUUUAAUUAAUUUGACGUUGCUGACUAAAAAUGUUCUUGAGCAUUAUCAAAAUCCCGAUCCGGUUGGGUUACCUAAAGCAAUUACACCGCCAUACUCAGAUCCCGAACCUAUACCCGACACGGAUAACAUGGGAUGGAAUAUAUACAACUCUACAAUGAGAGGCCAUUCGAAAUUUAGACUCAAACAACUAUACCUGAAUAUAGUCGACUUACAAUUAGAGUUUGGAAUAUCAAUCGAUACAUUAGAAGUGGUGGGCAAUUAUUCAACAUGGCAAGUAAUUCACACGUACCGGGGAUACUACAAUGUGACGCUGGUCGACUUGCAUAUUGACGGGCAUGUAAGUUUAAAAGUAGGCGACUCGGGACAUCUUGAAACCAAUAAAAUAAAUAUGAAUAUGAACUACAAAAGUCUGCACAUAGAUUCAGAUAAGGUAAAUAAAAAUAUUCCUUUAUACGAAACAUUUGUGAACACCUUCACUAAUUUUGUUGUCGAGACAAUCAAGCCGAUUAUUAUGAAACUGGUCAACAUAAUGAUUAAGGACGAACUCAACGAGAAAAUGAAACAUUUCAAGAGGUUCCCAAAUACAAUUCCGCCAGUAGAUCUUUUGAUUGCCGAGAGCCGUCAACAAAUAAAAUCUCUGGGAUUUGAUCCAUGGCGAAUAGAAGAUGUUGUCAAUGCGUUUAAUUUCAACAUCUUCAGUUUAGAUGUGAAUAACAUAUGGAUAACAGGAUUGUCCAGUAUAUAUAGACUAGGAGAUAUUAACGUCAGUAUACAAAAUAGAACUAUUAUAUCAGUGUAUCACAUUGGAACACAAGAAUUGGAAGGACAUUGUCAUUGGAAAAUCGGGGCAGCGGGCAUUUUGAAAACCACCGGUUUUAUGAGUUUUUCAAUUGAUUACAUACGAGUAGAGGCCAACGUAACUCAGCCGAUGGACACGAGAUUAGCACCAUACUUAAAUGAGAUGGGACUGUCAGUAGGAAACAUCCAGUUACGUAUGGAUGGAGCGGGAUCUCUGGAUUACUUAGCAGAAGCGCUAAUUAAUAUCAUACCAAACAUUUUGAGGAAUCAAAUUGUAGAUGCUAUGGAACUACCAAUAAAAAAGAGAAUACAAGACAUUUUAGAUAAGGUCAACGUUCAAGAAAAAAUUCAACAAAGAAUUCCACCAAUAAUUGAUAAAAUGAUGGAACACAAUAUUACCGAUAUAUUCAAAGAAAAUGAGAUAACACACGAAGAUAUUAAUAUUAUAAGUAAAGAAGAUUUUUGAUUUAUGUCAAUAAAAUAAUUAAAGUGUAAAACAUUUGAACAAUUAUUACGAUAAUAAACUUGAGACUUUAAAAAUUUUAAUUGUAAUCAUAAUAUAAUAUAGAGAUUGGAGAGUAAAGUCAUUUUUACCUUCAUCUGAUUCCAGUUAAUUUUGUUCUGAUAUGUUCAGAGAUAACUUCGAUCAUUGUGAUUUGAACUGAGUGUGAACCUUGGAAGUCCACGAUGGCACCGUAUUACAACAGUUGUAUUUAUAAUUUACAAUUAAAAUAAAGACAAACUCAUUUAAACAAAAA